AUGUUUGUAGAUGAAUAUGUUCGAAUAAGCUCGCUCGCUACUACCUCAUUUUUCUUUCUAUCUGUUUCUGCUAUAGCUCGGCCUCUUACUUUCUCUGCCUGUCUGUCUCUUUGUUGUUUUGCAAUAAAACCGUAUUUCUUUCUUUCUUUCUUUCUUUCUGUCGUUCUGUCUUUCUUUCUGUCUUUCUUUCUUUCUGUCUUUAUGUCUUUCUUUCUGUCUUUCUUUCUUUCUGUCUGUCUGUCUUCUUUUUCUGUCUUUCUUUCUUUUAUUUCUUUCUGUCUUUCUUUUCUUUCUGUCUGUCUUUCUUUUUCUGUCUUUCUUUUCUUUCUGUCUUUUCUUUCUGUCUUUUCUUUCUGUCUUUCUUUCUUUCUGUCUUUCUUUCUUUCUGUCUUUCUUUUUCUUUCUUUCUUCUUUCUUUCUUUCUUUCUGUCUUUUCCUUUUUUCUGUCUUUCUUUCUUUCUGUCUUUCUUUUCUUUCUGUCUUUUCUUUCUUUCUUUCUUUCUUUAUGUCUUUCUUUCUUUUCUUUUCUUUCUGUCUUUCUUUCUUUCUGUCUGUCUGUCUUUCUUUCUUUCUGUCUUUCUUUCUUUCUUUCUGUCUUUCUUUCUUUCUGUCUGUCUUUCUUUCUGUCUUUCUUUCUUUCUGUCUUUCUUUCUGUCUUUCUUUCUGUCUUUCUUUCUUUCUGUCUUUCUUUUUUCUGUCUUUCUUUCUGUCUUUCUUUCUUUCUGUCUUUAUGUCUUUCUUUCUUUCUUUCUGUCUUUCUUUCUUUCUGUCUGUCUGUCUUUCUUUCUGUCUUUCUUUCUUUCUGUCUUUCUUUCUUUCUGUCUUUCUUUUUUCUUUCUUUCUUUCUUUCUUUCUUUCUGUCUUUCUGUCUUUAUGUCUUUCUUUCUGUCUUUCUGUCUUUAUGUCUUUCUUUUUCUUCUUUUCUGUUUUCUUUCUUUUUUCUGUCUCUUUCUUUUUCUUUCUGUCUUUAUGUCUUUCUUUCUGUCUUUCUUUCUUUCUGUCUGUCUUUCUUUCUUUCUUUCUGUCUUUCUUUCUUUCUUUCUGUCUUUCUUUCUUUCUUUCUGUCUUCUUUCUUUCUUUCUGUCUUUCUUUCUGUCUUUAUGUCUUUCUUUCUGUCUUUCUUUCUUUCUUUCUGUCUGUCUUUCUUUCUGUCUUUAUGUCUUUCUUUCUGUCUUUCUUUCUGUCUGUCUUUCUUUCUGUCUUUCUUUCUUUCUGUCUUUCUUUCUGUCUUUCUUUCUUUCUUUCUGUCUUUCUUUCUUUCUUUCUGUCUGUCUUUAUUUCUUUCUUUCUGUCUUUCUUUCUGUCUUUAUGUCUUUCUUUCUGUCUUUCUGUCUUUAUGUCUUUCUUUCUGUCUUCCUUUCUUUCUGUCUUUCUUUCUUUCUUUCUUUCUUUCUUUCUUUCUGUCUUUCUUUCUGUCUUUCUUUCUGUAUUUUGUCUUUCUUUCUUUCUUUCUUUCUUUCUUUCUUUCUUUCUUUCUGUCUUUCUUUCUGUAUUUCUGUCUUUCUUUCUGUUUCCAUCACAUUCGUUGUCUUCUGCAUGUCCAUCUGUGGUGAUACAAUGAAACGCUUUCAUUCUUUCCGCUUCUGUCCUCCAUAUCUUUUUUUCUUUCUCAUUUCCUCUUCUUCUCACUUGUCUAUAUGA
Messenger RNA from Acanthosepion pharaonis, 1641 nucleotides. NCBI's taxonomy places the organism in Eukaryota, Metazoa, Mollusca, Cephalopoda, Sepiida, Sepiidae. The record is from the annotation of a GenBank genome assembly.